UCUUAUUUUCCCUGUUUGAGUGAGCAACAAAAUUUUUGCAAGUGGAAUUUCGCCGUCGAACGUGACAUUUAAUCGAUGUAGGCAUUCAAAUAUAAUUCAAUCGCAUUGAAUAGUGUAUUAAAAAAUUCUAAUGUAAAAUUUUACCUAAAAAGUAGUGAUCGUAGAUAUUACAAAGAAAAAUUUGUGGUAGACAUUUCGUUUACGAAAAUCUGGAAAUUGCUUUCGUCUAAAUGCACAUUACAUUGCAAGUAAUCACGGGCAACACAUUUUAAUUAUAUUAAAGUACAAUAGUGAAGAAAAUCGAUUUUUCGUGUGUGAUCAAAAAGAAAAAAAUUGGGGCACCUAAAUACAAUACGGUUCAGUUCAGUUCAAAUCACUUCGGCAUUUAUAAAGUGGGAGAGAAGCUGAAACAAGUGUUAUAAACAACCAUAAGGUUAUAUAAAAAAUACAAUACCUGAGUGCUGAGAGUAUAAAAGCGUAAAGAAAAUAUAAAUAAAGCGCAAAAGUAAAAAAAAGUGAAUAAACAACAUAACAGUAAACACAAAUAAUUAGCAAGGAAGAAUAAUAAAUUAAUGACGAAAGCUUGUGGAACUGCUUAAAAUAAAGAAUUGAAGUAUUUUAUACGAAGAGCUCUUCAAGCGGCAAACUAAACAUACAAAAAUAAAUUCUAUUAAAGGAAUGAUCAACUGUAUACACUGAAGAUUAUCUCAACCAUCACACUGUAGCAUUAUUGGAUUAUGCUUUUUGAAGACUUAACAUAAAUUUGAAAAUAUCAUAAUGUUGCAUUUUUCUACACGUCGCCGUGGAGUAUUUCUAUCUCCAUAAACAUUUAAUGUAAAAAAAAAUUUACAAAAACAAUUUGAAGUUGAAAAACGAAAAUCGAAAAAAUUCAGCAAAACUAAACUAAAAUUCAAGUAACAGAGUUCGCAAACACUUCUAGUCAAAUUGAAAGUUAACACAAAUUAACGCAGAUAUAACAAAGUUCAAGAAUAAAGCACCGUGCAGAGAGAGUGCGUACACCAAAAAAGCAGGCGCAUAGUGUGAGAGAGAGAAUAGUGUGGAAAUUGAGAUUCUGGGUGGAGCAAAAAAGUGCAAACUAUAUUAAUAAUAUAGUAGUUGUAAAAAUAAAAAGUAUUUAACGUCGUUGGCAAACUUUCUAAGCGUGUAUUUAGAAAAAAAUGCCUUACAAUCGUGACGCGUCCUCAGCUCAGGCUGAUAAAUUGAGCGGCAUCGAGGAGGAGAGCGACUUGUACGAGGGAUUUUCACCACACGUCGACACAGCAGAGAUAAAAAGCUUGGAUUUCUAUAAUCAAAAACCCUCGACUGGCAAAGAACCGGCCUUGCGUUCGUUCACUGAAAUCCAACAGCUGCUCCAGCAGGGCAAGAAGCGUGACGUGAAGAGUAUUCUACGUGAGAAUUCAUGGCCUAUUAAUUCGCCCAUUCGUGCACAAUUGUGGCCAGCACUAUGCGCUCAACAUCAGACGAAGCAGAAUAUGUUGGAUGGUUUCUAUUGGGACAUGGUGCAUCAGGUCUUUGGCACAACGGAGCUCUCUGAAAAACCCAUAAUGUUACCCGCCUUCGUCGAUCCCGCUCACUGUCUAACCUACCAUCUUACACGCACUGGGCGUUCGGUAGCCGAUCGCAUCGUGAAUGUAUUGGGCUAUGAUUGUCCCGAUAUCACAUACAGUCCAGUAUUGUAUCCGAUUACAUCGAUUCUGUUGCAUUUCAUGUCGGAGGAGGAAGCGUAUCAUUGUUUAGCAGCGCUUGUCGGCAGCAAGGAGAAAGUCUUUAUUAAACAAACCAAAUUACAGCAUGAAGUCACCUGGAAAACUGUGAUGCAAAUUGCCAAAAAACAUAGCAAAAAUGCCGUGACCUAUUUUCAACGCAUGUGCCCUGGUGUUAAGCUGGAACGCGUCUUCAUGGAUUGGUGCUGGUGGAUAUUAGCAGGUCUACCAUUUCAGCAUCUCGUACGCAUUAUGGAUUGUUACUUCCACGAGGGUAUUAAGGUGCUGUAUCGUGUGGCGCUCGUGAUAAUCAAUCUCUUCCACAAAGAGUGUCAAUCCAACAACGAAUGGAGUCCAGAUAAUAUUAAGAAUGACAUUGGUAAUGCGUUAAUUAAGUUCUGCAAGAAGAUACCAGUGUCACCAACGAAAUUAUUGCAUGCCGCAUUUAGUAUUAGGGGACUGAGUUCCACAUAUAUUUCUAGAAUAUUUAUGAAGACUGAAAUGAUACUAAAGAGCCGUUCCGUUUUGAAUAGCGGUUCAAAGCAAUUAGUUAAGUCGAGAUCCAGUGAUAAUUUGCCAUCGAGUCAAUCACAAGUCAAUAUACAAAUGAUGUCGCACACAUUGACCAUACGUGAGCGAUUGUACACCGAGACCUGUCGCAAUUUGGGCGAAAAAUCGCCUGGCCAUAGAGCAGUCGCUAUGGGUGUUUACCCCAUACACAAUCUAAAGAGUCUAGUUUGCUCCGGUGAAGAUCUCUUUACACUCUGGUCAUGGCUGCCCGUCAGGAUAACAAUGUAUCAGCCGGUACUGCUUUACACCACAGAGGAACACGGUUGCUCGCUGACCACCUUCUAUGUGCGCGUCGAGCAACACGAGCCCACGCUCAUGAUGAUCAAAACGUGCAAUAAUGAGGUCUUUGGCGCCUACUGCUCAACCCGUUGGUUCGAACGCAAUGUCAAAGAUGACAAAGGCCAGCGUCAGGCUUACUUUGGCACUGGCGAGACCUUCCUCUUCUCACUCUAUCCGGAGCGCGCCAAGUACCCGUGGGUCGGUAUUGAGAAUGAGAAGGAUUUGGGGCAUGCGUCGGAGCUUUUCAUGGCAGCCGAUUCGAAAAUGAUAACCAUCGGUGGCGGUGAAGGCCAAGCCAUUUGGAUGGACGAGAACAUACGAUUUGGCAAAACGGACAGUUGCAAGACCUUCAACAAUCCACCGCUCUGUCCCUCUGGUGAUUUUGAAAUACGUGUACUAGAAGUGUACGGCUUUGAUGGCAUCUAAGUAGUGUAUGCACGUACAAAACACAUGCAACAAACACACACACAGACACUGAACCAAAAAAUAAUCGUACACACCUAGCCGCAAAUCCGCAAUGUAUGUGCCACUUUUGUUGCAAAGUAUUUGUUGCUCGCAAUGGCUCAAUCCACCAGGCGUUAUAAAGCGAUUACUCUAUGUUUUUGUAAUUUUGUUUUUGAAAGACAAUGAGAGACCGCUGAUCGGGUCUUUUUGAAUGUUGCUUAGCGAAAAACAAAACAAGGGGGACAUGAAAACAGCACGAAAUAUUGUAAGCAGCACGCAGCGCGAAGCACGAUGUGUGUUCGAUUCGCCUACAAUUCAAUGCAGAGAAAAUUUUAAAUCUAAAACGAAAAUAUUUCAUUCGAAAUUGCCCGCCGAGAAUGUCUUCUUUUGCGUGAUGAGGAUGAUGCUGAUGAUGUUGACGGCUUUGCUGAUUCGGUUGUUGAUGCUAAUCAGCUGUUUUGUGGAGCAGCAUAGGUAGAGUGAGUUGUUCAAGGCGCAGUAUUUUACGUAUACAUAUAUUAUUACAUAUACCUAUACAUAUAACCUAUACAUUAAACAAGUAAUUCUCGUGGCUGGAUUGCCAACGCGCUAUUUGAUGAGUGUUAGUAGUAAACAGAAAUUAAUAGUAAUACAUAUAUACAUAUAUAUACCUAUAUAGUUGUAGUAACAAUAGCUGAUAUACAAAUAUAUAAUACAUGUUGUUGUAAAACGAAGCAGCAAAACAAAGAAAUACUCGGUGAAUGAAAUCAAUGCAAGCAGUAAAAUACUUUUAUUAUAAAAAAGUAGAAAUAAAUGAACAAGAAAUGAGUAGCGCAUGGCGUUGACAAACCAUAAACAAUAAAUUUGCAUAAUCAUUGUACGCGUUGGAAAAUGUUAGUUGCGCGCCUUGUGCUUGUGUGCCUGCAAACAAGCAGCUUAAAUACGAGAAAAUAUAAAAAUGUGAGACACAUGCUCCUAAAGACGACGUUAAAUUUGAAAUUAAGUAAUUUUUAAGUUGCCAACUGUGGACCCCAACUUGUUUACUAUACCACUUUGUUAACAAUUACUGUUUUUUAUUGCUUUAAAGCCAUUUGGUUGGUGAAAUGUACGAUGUAGUUCUUCCUAAUUGUGUAAACACAGCUUGCAUUUGGCAAAUGAAAUUGGCACACAUUUUGUGAAGCUCAGCUGAUUGCAGUAAAGUGCAGUGCAAAAAUAUGUUGAGACACAACAAUGCGAAAAUUGCCGUCGCCAGCUGAAAAAUGACAAUUACAAACAGCUGACAUAUAACAUUUACAAACAGGGUUGCAAAUUUUUAAUUCAAAGAUUUUGCAUUAUAAAUUAAUAUAAUAUGAAAACAUAUUGAAUUAAAAAUUGAAAAAAAAUAAAUUAAGAUUUUUUUUAAUUCAGAUUUUAUGAAUUAAAAAAUUAAAAUUUAAUUUAAUUUUUUUUUGUUUGAAAAAUUAAUAUGAAUUGAAAACAUAUUGCCUUAAAAAUUUAAAAUUCAAAAAAUUAUUUUUACUCAUUACUAUUUUUGGAUAAAAAAGAAUAAUUCUAAAUUUUUGGUAAAUUUUUUUUUGUAUUAAGAAUUUAUAUAAUUUGAGCCCGAAUCGAAUUAAAAGGUAAAAUUUCAUUUUUUAAUUCCGGUUUUGGGAUUAAAAGGGUUAAAUCCAAUUUUUAGGUAUUUUUUUUGUAUUGAAAAUUAAUGUUAUUUGAAAAAAUAUUGGUUUAAAAAUGAAAAAGAAAAUAAAUUUUUAUUUUGCGGUUAAAAAGAAUAUAAAUUCUAUUUUUGGUAGUUUUUUUGUAUUAAAAAUUAAUUUAAUUUGAAAUCACAUUAUAUUAAAAAUUAAAAUUGAACGGAUAAAAAGUCCGGAAGGAAGACAAAAAGAUUGAAAUACGUUUUUAAACCGGUUUUUUGGAUUACAUUUUCUUAUUUUUUAUGCGUGUUUUUGAUAAUAUUUUUUUCAAUCUGUUAUAUGGAAGUAAAGAUUUAUUGAGAGAAAGAAAACAAAUAAAUAAAUACAAUUUUUAAGAUUAAAAAAAAUGUUCCAAAAAAAAUAAUUCAAGUUUUAAUUAAAUAUUAUUUUUUAAUGUAUUAUUUGCAACCCUGCUAAAUAUGCACAUAUGUAUAUGAAAAAAAAAAACACUAAAAACACGAGCAACAAUUCAGCUUGGCUUUGAUGAGCCCUCUUACUUUUCACAACUGCUCAAACGUAAGCCUUUUGUAAAUAUUUUUUGAAUUCAUACACGUUUAGUAUUGAUUCUUACCUUGCUGAGAUUGUAAAAUGGUAAAAAUUAGCUUCAACUGAAUAUGUUUUACUUCGAAACACACAUUUUCUCUUAAAGCCUUCAAUUGAGCGAUAUCAAGGUUUGACAAUCAGCGUGAUAUAAAAUUAAUUUCUGUAAAAAGUAAUUAUGAAAACAGCAAAACCGACGUUUUGUGAUGCUCAACCGUAGAAAUUCUUACGUAAUUUAGUGAGCACUAGUAAUGCGUCUAAAUAAAGCAUAAGCUUAGUUAGCAUAACUAACGUUAACAAAUUUCAACUUAGAUAUGUAUGCAUAAAUGUUUAUAUAUUUAGUAAAAAAAAAACAAACGAAACACUCAAUUUAAAUGAAGGAUAUGAAAAACGUCCGACUGAUUUUGAUAUAACUUCUAUUGUAACCCUCAUUUAAGUUUAUUAUUAUUAUGUAACAUUAUUACAUUAUAUAAUAAUUAUUGCUAUCGUCACUAUUACUGCAAACACAACAGUUAUUGUUAUUAUUAUUAUAAUUAUUAUUGUUGUAUACAAGCGUUUUUUAAACAUUGAAGGAAUUGUAUAGCCGCAACUGAAGAAUUGUGUUGUUAUUGGUUGAGAUAGAUGUUCACUGUGUUGUUAAAGGAAUUUCCGUUACUUUAUUUUUUAAGUUACCUAUGUAUGUAUGUCAUUCGUUCUUGUGAUUACUUGUAAAAUGUGACAAGAUUACAAUGUUGAUUACUUUUGUGAACUCGCAUUGAAUUAUGAUGAACUGCUCAAUUUUUUCGAGCGCACUAACAAAUUAUAAAAGCACACGCAAAUGUACAUAUGUGCGUGUAUAUGUGUAACUUGUUAUUUCACAAGUUGGUUUUUUUUUUGAAAAUGUCUGUUGAAGUUUUGGAUUUUGUUAAUACAAAAUAAACAUAAAUUUAAACUUUGACUAAAUGAUAGGACUUUUUCCAUGUAUGUAUAUAGCAUGAUAUUUUUUAAUAUUUUGCCUUAAGCAGCUAAAUCUAAAAGCUUGAAAAGGCGAUAUUCUAUUAUAAAAUUUUCUGCACUACAAAAACGCUUUGUAUAGUUUUUCCAUAAAAACAUUGCUUUAAAAGUUAUACGCAGUUAAAGUUAGGCAUCAAAUCUACUGAGCAAUCAUACAAGUGAGUUAUGCAUGCUAUGUUACUCAUACGGCAUGGUGUACUAUGUACUAUGAAUUUGAGGCAUAACUUUAACAGCGUAUAACUUUUAAAAGAAAGGUUUUAAGAAAAAAAUUAUUAAGAGAUUUUUUGUAGAGCAGAAAAUUGAGUAUUGAAAUGUCACUUCUUCAAUGUUGUAGGUUUAUUUGUUUUGAGGAAAAAACGUAUUGCAAAAAUAUUAAAAAAUCUCAUGUAAAAUAUAGGGGAGAAGUAGAAUGAUUUAGACACGAUUUAAAUUCAAAAUAAAGCACUUUUACAUUGUUAUAUUUUCUUUAGUGCAAAAACUGAAAUUUCGCAGGCCGUUUGCAAAAAAAUAUCAACUUAUGAAAUAAUGAGCACCAUAGCGUAUAUACAUUUAUAUGCAUGAAAGCUAAAAUGCAAAAAGAAAAAAGAAAACAAAUUAAAAAAUAUGUUAUACAACUUGUAAAAUUAAACAUCAAUAUACAUAAUGAAUAUUUAUUUAUGCAUAUUUGCGAAACAACUUGCACUACUAACAAAUAACGCGUACUAACAUUAUAUACAGCAAACGAGAAUCAUUAAUUAUUAGCAUAUUAGGAGCAGAAAGCAAAUAUACUGCAUUGAUAAGUAUAAAUAAAUGUUUUUGCUAGUUUACUAAGUGUGUUAAGAGAUUUACUUUAUAGAAUUAUAACAAUUAGCUACAUAUAAACAAAAGUAUAUAUAUAGUAUAUAGUAUGCACAUAUAAUCAUAACGGUGUUUAUAUAGUUGCAUAGUUGACACAAUAAAAACGAGGAAUGAAACAGAAUAAACGAAAGCCAACACAGCCAAAGGGCAGCAAAAAACAAACAAAAAAAUAAAAUAAAAUAAAAAAAGAGCUAAAUACCCAAAAAAGCAAAAAAGCAUAAAAUAAUAAAUGAAGUAAUGAAGAAGUAAAGUGUAUAGCUAUUGCUAAGAAAACACCAAAAUUUGCAUGUAAUGGUCAGUACAGUUGCGCCGCAUUGCUCUAUGAAGUUGAUAUAUAUACAUAUAUACAUACAUAUUAUGUAUAUAUAAUGCUGUAAUGUUAAUUUGUAAUGAAUGCCAAGCACAGGCAUGUUUUUUGUAAAAGUAAUUGAUUAUCAAUUAGAGAAUUAGUUAGAAGCCGUUAUUUUUUACUCAUACCUUUUUGUUUGUGUUUUUGUUUUUGUUUUUCAUAUAUGCUUUGUAAAUAAUUGCACAUAAUACAUAAUUGAUCUCAUUUCAUUACAUUUAAUUGCUAAUUUCAAAUUGAAUUAAUUAAUUUAAAAUGAAAAUAAUUUCAAAUUGAAUUAAUUGCAGCACAUAAAUUGUUGUUAAUAAAAAAAAGUAAGAAGGGUUGCUUAAGCUUCUUAAUACUAAUAGAGCUAAAUAUGACUAGACGAUUUACGCAUAGUAUUUAUUGUUAUUUGUAUUUUUUAGGAGUUAAUGUGGCGCAAAUGUGGCCGCUUGAAAUGUAUUAUUCAAAACUAUUACGAAAUAAAUAUAUAAACACAAGCGUGUAAUACAAAUUGUACACAAGAA
This is a messenger RNA of Bactrocera dorsalis (oriental fruit fly), 7915 nucleotides long. It is a transcript of the gene sky, whose product is annotated as GTPase-activating protein skywalker. The record is from RefSeq and is a predicted model, not a curated record. Lineage: Eukaryota; Metazoa; Arthropoda; Insecta; Diptera; Tephritidae. The transcript is spliced from 13 exons. Bases 1179 to 2999 code for a protein of 606 amino acids.